Pectinophora gossypiella (pink bollworm) is the source of this 1059-nucleotide messenger RNA. Its product is annotated as ommochrome-binding protein-like. The transcript has a single exon. Gene Ontology annotation, molecular function: protein binding. Bases 61 to 951 code for a protein of 296 amino acids. The record is from RefSeq and is a predicted model, not a curated record. Lineage: Eukaryota; Metazoa; Arthropoda; Insecta; Lepidoptera; Gelechiidae.
GCUCGCAGCCGUUUAGUAUGAAUUAUAGUUCCCCCUAGCGCACGGCGUUCGCUUCGAACCAUGAGAUUCAUCCUAAUAUUGUGCGCAGUAACUAUUAUUGCCGCGAAAAAGUUGCAUUUGGUCAAACCGAAAUGUGACGGUGUAGAACUACGUGCGAUUUUUCAUCAAAACAUAGUGCUCGCUACAGGACUAAACCGCCCGUAUCAGCUCUCCUAUUACAAGAAAGAACAUGAACUAUUCUUCAGCAACAACGUGGGCAACGACACUGAAGAUACCUUUGAAAUCAUGAAGUUAAAGCAUGGCAACGUGACGACGCUUGACAAAAUUGAUAAUGGGUUCGCGACAGCCAUCGACAACGAGAAGCAAGUCGCAUAUUUCGGCGGCAGCACCGGCAUCUACAGAAUGAACCUUGAAACCGGAGACAUUACGAAAAUCAUCCAUAAUCACAAUGUGUGGGACAUGUUUUUUAAAACACAUUUGUAUUUCAUAGUUUAUCCUUCGCAGAAGCUGUACAAGUACACGGACAAUCAUGGCACCAAGCAUAAGAGUAAGGGACCGGACCAUGAGAAGUGGAUUCACGAGAAAAUUUAUCAGUUCGCCAUUGACGGAGACGGCGAUAGAUUUAUAACUAACGAGACUGGCCUUUUUAUAAUCAAAAAUGGUACAAUAGACAGAGAAGAGGUGCGAGGAGAAACAGUAUUUCGUGCUAUAGAAAUAAAUCACAAAGGAGAAGCAUAUUUCUGUGGGAAAAACGGAAUCUACGUGCCGGAUAAAAAAGAUUACACGUUGAUCAAAAUAGCGCACGUGAAAAAUAUAUUUGGUUUAACGUUCGAUGAUGUGGGAAAUGUCAUAUACUCAAAUCCUUAUGAAAUUAUCAAGUUGUUGCCCUCGGAGUGUAAAAUAGUCGGUAAUGCUGUGACUUACAUACCUAUUCCCGUUCCUCCAGCCUAGGUGUGAUUGUGUUAAUUAAGGUCAGAGAGAUUUAAAACAACCAAGUAAAUUACUCUAGUAUUACUGCCGUUGUCAUGUUGAUGUUACAAAUAAAGCUGUUACUGCAAA